Macrobrachium nipponense is the source of this 1577-nucleotide messenger RNA. RefSeq names its product programmed cell death protein 10-like (gene Ccm3). NCBI's taxonomy places the organism in Eukaryota, Metazoa, Arthropoda, Malacostraca, Decapoda, Palaemonidae. The coding region runs from base 225 to 842 and encodes 205 amino acids. The record is from RefSeq and is a predicted model, not a curated record. Gene Ontology annotation, cellular component: FAR/SIP/STRIPAK complex. Gene Ontology annotation, biological process: regulation of Golgi organization; positive regulation of MAP kinase activity. Gene Ontology annotation, molecular function: protein kinase binding. The transcript is spliced from 5 exons.
GUGACCACAUAACAGUGGCCGAUGAAAUAUACGGAUUUGUAUGUGACAAUCUGAAAUCUAUUCUUCAAGAAGGAGUGAUAUUGAGGCUGGAGUAGCUUUUCUUCGAAACAUUGUGGACGGAACUUCUCUUAUGCGAACAAAGUACUCACUAGUGAGUGUUGGGAAUUUGAAAGUGACCGGAUAAAAAUCAUAUUUCCUUCGUUGAGAAAAAAAAAGCUACAAACAUGUCCACCAAGACAGUCUCCUUCCUGCCCCAAGCUUUGGAGUUGCUCAGUUCGAGGGUGGAGCGAGAAAAUGUCGCUUCCAGCCAGACCCUGCGAGCUGCACUCAGUAAGGUGGAGAAGGCUCAUCCGGGCUUCACUUACGAAAUGGUGAUGGGCCUCGUACGCAAAGCUGACCUCACAGUUAAUAUGAAUGAGUCCAUUCUCAGGCUGCAAGGUCUUGUGAAUGAGUCUGAGUGUGGGGACUACCGAGUGACACGCACCGAAGAUGCCUUCCAGGAGUUGAAUAAGAAAUCAGCAAAUCUAAAAAGAAUAUUAUCGAGAAUCCCAGAUGAGAUCACCGACAGAAAAACAUUCCUAGAAACUAUCAAAGAAAUUGCAAGUGCCAUAAAGAAGCUUUUAGAUGCUGUAUCAGAAGUCUCGCAGUUCAUACCAGGGGCUCAGGGGAAGCAAGCUUUGGAACACCGCAAGCGAGACUUUGUCAAACACAGCAAGAAAUUUAGUAAUACAUUGAAGGAGUAUUUCAAGGAAGGACAGGCGAAUUCUGUAUUUGUAAGUGCCACCUACCUCAUCCACCAGACCAAUCUUAUAAUGCUGACAGUGAAGGACAAGUGUGAGUGAGAGUCUGAGCCUUUACUUUUCCCCCGUGACCAUCUUGCACUACUCGGAGCGAAUGUCAAAUCCCAGCCCCUCUUUGGCUUAUCAGGGAGCUCAUUGCAUUUGACGAGAAUGCUUGGCAAGAUUAUUGCUCUUUACAGACUCUUGAUAUACUUAUGAUUAUGACAGAGAUGAAAGUGUUGUGAUUUUAAUAAUAUUAAUUGGGCCAUUGUCAGCAUGGCCAUUUCUUUCAAGUGCUAUGUGUUUAUUUUUGAAAUGCUGGUAUGCAAUGUAGUAUUGUAGGUUUUAAAACAUUUCAGAAUAUACAUGUAUAUAACUUGAAUAAAUGUGUUGCCAGAGUAUAUAUUUUGCAGUGAUUCACCGUUUUUAUCACGAACCCUAACCUGGUAUUUUAGACACAUAAUAGUGCUCCAGUAUCUUGGGCUAUUUUCUACUCUAGAAAAUUUGGUAAAAGUUUAGGCAUUAUUACCACUUGUAGUUCUAUCAUGUGAAUGUGAAAAAAUUAUUUCUCAUGGUUACAGUCUUUGUGGACUGGAGAGACUUAGCGUUGAAAUGCCAGCAUAACAUAAGUAUGUGUCAUGCGUACAAUAUAUGGUUUGGAAUGUAUACAGGAAGAAAUUUGUCUAUAUUUUGUGAAUAACAUGUCAUAACUUGGCUCUUGUGCAACAUAACAUAGCUAUUUUCGUUAAUCAUUUACAGAAGUUUACAGUUCAUGUGUGGGAUAAAAUGUGACUUUAA